UCCUUGGUAGCGACGCAAGGUCACACUUUUCCUGGCAGAUUAACUUUGUGGGUGUGAAUCAUAAUAAAUUAAGUAAAAAGUGCACAGCCAAUUCACACCGACACCCACAAAUGGCAGCCACACUGAAGCCCUACCUGACAGCCGUGCGCCACUCGCUGACUGCAGCGAUGUGCCUACAGGACUUCCCCUCGCAGGUCGUGGAGCGCCACAACAAACCGGAGGUGGAGAUCUGCUCCAGCAAGGAGUUGGUCCUCACGCCCGUCGUGGUAUCGCGCAACGAACGCGAGAAGGUCCUAAUUGAGCCCUCGAUCAACUCGGUGCGCGUGAGCAUCGCUGUGAAGCAGGCGGACGAGAUCGAGCGCAUCCUGUGCCACAAGUUUACCAGAUUCAUGAUGCGCCGCGCCGAGUCCUUUGUAAUCCUGCGUCGAAAGCCAAUUGAGGGCUACGACAUCAGCUUCCUGAUUACUAACUUCCACACAGAGCAGAUGUACAAGCACAAGCUGGUGGACUUCGUCAUAAGCUUCAUGGAGGAGAUCGACAAGGAGAUCAGCGAGAUGAAGCUCGCAGUCAACGCAAGGGCCCGCACCUGCGCCGAGGAGUUCCUCAAACGCUUUUAGGUGAACGCAACCCCAUCUCGCCUAGUUUACUUUGCUUAAGUAUUUCAAAAUCGAUUCAAGAAUAAAGACGUCUUUUGUAUAAUUUA
Molecule: messenger RNA, 703 nt
Organism: Drosophila rhopaloa
Lineage: Eukaryota; Metazoa; Arthropoda; Insecta; Diptera; Drosophilidae
Gene: Arpc4
Product: actin-related protein 2/3 complex subunit 4
Exons: 2
Coding region: 111-617 (168 amino acids)
Biological process (GO): Arp2/3 complex-mediated actin nucleation; actin filament polymerization
Cellular component (GO): Arp2/3 protein complex; actin cytoskeleton
Molecular function (GO): actin filament binding
Source: RefSeq, a predicted model, not a curated record